Prorocentrum cordatum is the source of this 321-nucleotide messenger RNA. NCBI's taxonomy places the organism in Eukaryota, Dinophyceae, Prorocentrales, Prorocentraceae. The record is from the annotation of a GenBank genome assembly.
AUGGCCGGCGCCGUGGUGCGGAGCCUCGGCUGCGCUCUCCUGGCCGCCUCCCCCGCCCGGGGCCUGCUCCUCGGCGGCCGCGGCCACGACGCGGCCUCCGAGACCGCCUCCGCGGAGUCCGGCCUGGACCUGGACGACCUGCUGCAGAUCGCCCCCCCGUCGCCCCCGGACCGGCCCGUGCUCGUGCCCCCCGCGGACCAGCGGGGAGGCCUCCGCCACGGGCGCUCGCCCCGCCCCGCCGCGAGCAGCCUCCUCGAGAGCAGGACCGUCGUCGAGCGGGGGGCGGGCGCCGGCACGGGCGCGGGCGCCGGCUCCGGCUGA